This is a messenger RNA of Durio zibethinus, 4218 nucleotides long. The record is from RefSeq and is a predicted model, not a curated record. Lineage: Eukaryota; Viridiplantae; Streptophyta; Magnoliopsida; Malvales; Malvaceae.
AAAUCUAUUAAUUUUGAUGUUUAUAUUCAUGGUAUUAUUAUUAUGGAUAUAAAAGAUGGAAUUAUCCUUCCCUAUGUAGUUGAAAACAAAUAAAACAAACAACAACAACAACAACAAAUCGUGUCGUUGUCUUGCUUUAAAAGUAAAGUAGCAGAACUUAAGAAACAUGUCUUUUACCGAAAGAAACAAAAAUUGCAAUACGAGAAAAACGGGGAAAUCAAAUCAGUCUUUUGGCCGGGUUGGUCAAGUGAGGUGCGAUUGCUAAAGCAAAAUCCAUAGACCUUAGCCUAGUUCAUAUCACUAAAUUCAUAAGUGAACGGACUGCGGAAGUGGAAGUCUUUUGGUCAGGCAAAGGGAAUCGGUAAGUAUCAUCAUCGUACAGGAGCAGAGCAGCUGCUAUGCUAGUCUUGCCGAUCAAAGUGCCAUCGUUGUAGCUAUGUUGUAUUUGAUGUUUUCUGUUCACCAACCGUUCGUCUAAAUGCUCACGUCUUUCCUUCCUCUAAUCCUCGUAUUGCAUCUUUUCAGUUUAUAUAGCUAACCAUAUUUUUGCGAUGGACAAAAUAUCGGCUGCUUGUGCCAUGGAAUGGAGCAUCCAGCUCGACAAGGCUCUCCGCUCCAACAACCCAGCUCGAGCUGUUGAGGCCAUAUUACAAACUGGGUCAAGACUUGAACAGUGGAGACAAGAACCAGAAGCAACUAAGUCAGUAUGCUCCAUCUUCGGUUUAGUACCCGGCUAUCUGUUGUCAGAAUUUUCUUGAAGAAUAGGAGGUAUGAUAGAAGCAAGAAAAACAAGAAGCAAACGAGACGAGCUUUUCUGAAUGGCAGAGUGCGUAACCAUGAAGAACUUUUGAGGAGAGUGAAGGUUGUUUUUGACACAGGUGAUAUUGAGUCAAGAGCAAUGGCUUUAGUUCUCUUUGGUUGUUGGGCUGAUUUUGCAAAAGAUAGUGCAGAGAUACGUUACUUGGUACUUUCCAGUAUGGUCUCUUCUUAUGUUUUGGAGGUGAAAGCAUCAUUGUUUGCUGCUGGUUGCUUUUGCGAGUUAGCAGAUGACUUUGCAUCUGUUAUCUUGGAGAUGCUGGUGAAUAUGAUGGCUUCCUUAGAAACACUGCCGGCUGUAAGGUUGGCAGGUGCAAGUGUUUUUACUCGAAUGGUUUGCUCAUAUUCAGUUUCAAGCAGGGCUUACAAGAAAAGCAUGACCAUUUUUAUAUGUGCAGGCAUUAAAACCAGUACUUGUGAGACAGGUGUAAAGCUGGUUUCUGAUUCUUCAGAAGAGAAUUUUAUCAUUUCCAUGCUGGUUUCACUCUCAAAACUUGUUUCCAAGUCAACAGGUCUUAUUUCUGAACAGGUUGAUUUGCUUUUAUCAUGUCUUAGUCAGGAAAAUACUUUGCAGUUGCGACUAACAGCAUUAAGGUGCUUACAUCUUAUUUUUGUAAAAGAAGGGUGUUGCUCUUCUGUUAAUAUGCAUGUGACCAAAACAUUAUUCAGCAUACUAGAUGAAUCUCAACUUCCAUCAGUCAUGCAAUGUGGAGCUCUCCAGAUUUUACAUAAGAUCCUUUUGUACACACUACCUAACCUCCCUUCUUUCGAAAUGCUUGAAUUUGCUCGGAUGUUAGCCAUUCUAGAGAAUGCUUCACAGUCCCCAAUCAUGUCAAAGAGCCUUGCAGCUCUUCGAGUUCUGACAGAUGUGUCAAACAAACUUUGGGCAAGAGCUGAAAGUGAAUCUUUUGCUGUGUGUUCCUCACCUCUGCCAUCACGGGUCAUCUCAUUAAUUAUGGCACAGCUCAGCUCACUGGUGAAGCCAUUACCUGAUCCUUGUCAGACUAAUUCCAGAAUAUUUCAAGAAGUUAAAAGCCUCCUCAAUCUUAUUCUUCAGCUGGUUGGGGAAAAUCCAGAUUUGGGUGUGAUGGUGCUGGAUGAAAUCAGUUCAUUUAUUGAAUAUUUUGUGAAUCUGAAUGAAAGUUUUGUGGCUAUUGGACAAAUUGGUUCAUCUGGGAUUCUGGACUUUGAAGGAGAAAAAUGCAAAGUCUUCAGGUCCAAGCUUUUAUUUAAUAUACACAGAUUUGUGGCUGCCUGCCUUCAAAAUCUCAAUGAAGCUAGGGCAAUCACUACCAAUGUCUUUGACAAAGUAAAGCUUCUGGUGGAGCAUCUACACCAUGGCAGGGUAUUUGAUUGCUAUACACAUACCAUUUACUCUUUACUAUUGCAUUCUUGUCUUGUUGGAAACAUGGAUAUUUUUCAUAUGGAGCACCCAUUUAAGCAAGAACUUGCUACCCUUGAGCAUGCCAGCAAGAUGAUGUCAGAGAGUGAUAACUGGCAUGCCUAUAAAGCUGGAAUAUAUGCGGCGUGUCAGGGAGCAUGGAUUACAGCAACUUUUAUUUUUGCACAGCUAAUGACAAGAGUUCAAUCUGAUUCCUGUUAUUGCUGGUUUAAAUCAUUAGUUCAGUUUUCCUAUUCUGAGGCAAAAGUCCGGCUUAGUGUCUUGGCAAAGCAACAAUCCAUUUUAGCAGGUUCACUGGACAUUAAUGAACUCCUUGCUUCUUUUAAAGAUAAUUUAGUUGGACAAGAUGCUGCAGGGAAUAACAGUGAGCCUAAUUAUAGGGAUGUGCUUGUUGGGGCAUAUCACAAUCAAUGUUCUUCGAUAGAAACAUUAGAAAGAGUUGACAUAUCUAGAAAGGCAUUCUGUUUUCAAAGAUGGUUCUUUGCUCUGAGAGCAAAGUUUCUGGGGGCUGCUGGGGAGAUUCUUGAAGUCUUGGACACAUCUAAAGAGGAAAAUUUUAGCAAUAUAAUUGAGGUUCAGAACAGUGCUUUGCCCAACCUCAAGCAUCUUAAAAAAUUCACUCAGUUAUCUUUCCGAUUGAAGAGACUAGCAAAGGAAUUGGAUCUGAUAAGCUCAUCUUUCAUUGGUAUGGAUGGUGAGAGCUCGAAAACCAUUGCAAUGCUUGCACUUGAUUGUUCAGUUUUGGCCUUUACUGCCGGAUUCCCACUUUUCUUUCCAAAUCUUCCUGGUUAUAAAAAUUCAAGAACUUGUGAUCAUGAGGACUCCCAGCAGAAUUAUUUAAGUUCAAUGCUACUGCAAGAUUUGAUUGGGCGUCUAUUGCACAUUGACUCUGAGAUCAGGGUAGAUCUCUGUCUACUUUUAGGUAAUGGAGGACAUACUGAAAAAUGUUUUCACCGGCAGUGCAGAAAUCAUAUAUUGACAAGUGGGCAUGAAGUAAGGGAUAUACUCAAUAUAAUUAGGAAUGCUGUUUCCACCAUGAUUCGUUUGCAAAGUGAGACGAACGGGAUGCAAAUUGAGGCAAUAAUGUUCCAUGUUACAAAGAAUGGGUUAGAACUACUGUUAGACACCAUCAAGAAAUGGCUUCAAAUCCCAUUCCUGAUCCCAAAGUAUUUUUUUAACACAAGGCCUUUAAUUGGUUCAGAGCUCUUUGUGUUUAAUACAGACACAAGAAAUCAAAAUCAGAUUAGUGUCUUGCCCGGCUUUCAAGUCUCACUAAAUCUCUGUCUGCAACUGAGAAAUGCCUCACCUGAGUUCUCACUUCAAUUGAACAAGUUGUACUGCCUUCUUCACUGUAGAGUGUCCUUUCGGAGGCCAUCCGGUAGUGAAAGUAAUAAUCAACAAAUGGAGUGGGAUAGUCAUCCUUGGGAAAGUGAGGACAUGGUAGAAAUGAAUGAGAAGUUAUUUGACUAUGUGACAGAGUGUGCAAUCAAGAGUAAUCAUGGUAAGCGUUUCUGGGAAAAUGAUAUUAAUGAUGACCAGAUUGCAAAUGGAGUUGUGUGUUUCGAACCAAAUUCUAAAGGGCAAGGAUUUUCAAAUUGUGUACUUGAUGUCUCUCAUUUUCCAGUGGGUUCUUAUAGAGUCAAAUGGUAUAGCUGUUGUAUUGACAAUCAAGGUUCUUACUGGAGUCUUCUGCCGUUGAACUCUGGACCAGUAUUUACUGUACGGCAAUCUCAUGUUAAUUGAUCUUGUCUUAGACAACUGACUAUGAGUGCAAAUAUAAUGUUUGUCUUGGAGGUGAUAAGUAAUAAGGUUAAUAUUUCAUUUCUUUGCAAUUAUAUGUUUGUUACUUUGAGUUUUGCAUAUUUUUCAAGAUCCUUAAGAUUUGAAAAUUUUCAUGAUUCUAAUUUUUACCUUUAAUCUAGUUGCUAUUAUUUUAUGAUGUAAAUGCUACAAUAAAUCAAAGACACAAAGAAAAAAAAGGAAAAAACGACAGAUUGCUG